Messenger RNA from Nipponia nippon (crested ibis), 1218 nucleotides. RefSeq names its product cyclin B3 (gene CCNB3). The record is from RefSeq and is a predicted model, not a curated record. NCBI's taxonomy places the organism in Eukaryota, Metazoa, Chordata, Aves, Pelecaniformes, Threskiornithidae. Gene Ontology annotation, biological process: mitotic cell cycle phase transition. Gene Ontology annotation, molecular function: cyclin-dependent protein serine/threonine kinase regulator activity.
AUGCCGUUGCCACGCAAUGCCAAGAUGCUGAGCACCAAGCAGCCCCGAGCAGGCAAGGUGGGUCCUGCUGUGGAGAAUGCCAACCCUGAGAAGGAGGAGAGCUGUCAGGCCAAGAGGUCUCCAUCCUCACCCCAGGGCGGGCCCAAGAAGAGGUCGGCAUUCGGGGAUAUCACUAAUGCUCACAAGAACCAGGUGGUGGCAGGGAAGAAGGAGGCUGUGAAAGUGGCACCACACAAGGCACAGAGGACCCAUGCUGCCCUGGGGGUGGCCAAGAACAAUGAGAUCAACCUGAAAAAGUCAAUGAAGAAAACUCCCCCGACAGAAGCUCCUGCAGAGCCCAAGAAGGAUCCUGUGCCAGAGGAGCCGGUGCCUGCGCAGGUACCAGCUGUGGAGGACAUAGACAAGGAGCAGUUGGAUGACCCCUACGCCAAUGCACAGUAUGCCAAGGAGAUCUUUGAAUACAUGCGGGGAAGAGAGGAGAAAUUCAUGCUCCCUGACUACAUGGAAAAGCAGCCAGACAUCAGUGGGGACAUGCGUGCCAUCCUGGUGGACUGGAUGGUGGAGGUGCAGGAGAACUUUGAGCUGAACCACGAGACGCUGUACCUGGCUGUGAAGCUGGUGGACCACUACCUGGUGGAGGUGGUGAGCAUGAGGGACAAGCUGCAGCUCAUCGGCUCCACUGCCAUCCUCAUCGCCUCCAAAUUUGAGGAGCGCUGCCCACCGUGCGUGGAUGACUUCCUCUACAUCUGUGACGAUGCCUACAAGCGGGAAGAGCUCAUUGCUAUGGAGAUGAGCAUCCUCAGCACCCUCAAGUUCGACAUCAACAUCCCCAUCCCCUACCGGUUCCUGCGACGCUUUGCCAAGUGCGCCCGUGCCACCAUGGAGACGCUGACGCUGGCCCGCUUCCUCUGCGAGAUGACCCUGCAGGAGUAUGAUUAUGCCCGGGAGAGCCCCUCCAAGCUGGCUGCCAGCUGCCUGCUGCUGGCACUCACCAUGAAGAACCUUGGUGGCUGGACCCCCACGCUGGAGUACUACAGCGGGUACCGCUCCCAGGACCUGCAUCCGCUGGUGAAGAGGCUGAAUUUCCUGCUCACGUACCAGCCCCACGACAAGCUGAAGGCUGUGCGCACCAAGUACUCACACAGGGUCUUCUUUGAGGUUGCCAAAGUCACCCCUAUGGACAUGCUCAAGCUGGAGGAGAUACUGAAGAGCUGCUAG